This is a messenger RNA of Arthroderma uncinatum, 1083 nucleotides long. Its product is annotated as acyl-CoA dehydrogenase family member 11. The transcript has 3 exons. NCBI's taxonomy places the organism in Eukaryota, Fungi, Ascomycota, Eurotiomycetes, Onygenales, Arthrodermataceae. Bases 1 to 1083 code for a protein of 360 amino acids. The record is from RefSeq and is a predicted model, not a curated record.
AUGGCCGGCGAAGUACGACAGCCCAUCGACCUGGCCUCCUUUGAGCGCUAUAUCAACGCCCACGUCCCCUCGAUAAAGACGCCAUUGACGAUAAAGCAGUUCGGAUUCGGCCAGUCGAACCCUACCUACCAACUAACGUCCGCCGACGGCCAAAAAUAUGUCCUCCGCAAGAAACCACCGGGGAGGCUACUGUCAAAGACCGCCCAUCGGGUGGAGCGCGAGUAUCAGAUUAUCCAUGCACUAGAGAAGACGGACGUCCCGGUCCCGCAGGCCAUCUGUCUAUGCGAGGAUGAUUCAGUCAUUGGGACGCCCUUUUACGUGAUGGAGUUUCUGGACGGGAGGAUAUUUAUAGAUCCGGCCAUGCCUGAGGUCGGAGUACAGGAGAGAAGGGAGCUAUGGAAAGCAGCGGUCCAGACGCUUGCCAAAUUCCACCGGGUCAGCCCCAAGUCUAUCGGGCUGGAGAAGUUUGGACGGUCAGGCGGAUUCUACGACCGUCAGAUAGCAACCUUCCGAACCAUCCAUAAAGCCCAGUCGCAGACCGUCGAUAUCGAGACUGGAGUACCAGUCGGCGACCUGCCGCACUUCAAGGAGAUAACCGACUUAUUCUCUACCAAGGCACAGCAGCCCGUGGACCGGUCGACGUUCGUGCACGGCGACUACAAGAUCGACAACAUGGUCUUCCACAAGACGGAGCCACGGGUGAUUGGGGUGCUGGACUGGGAGAUGGCGACCAUCGGCCACCCGCUGUCUGAUCUAUGCAACCUGACGGGGCCGUACGCCAACAUCAGCGGCGGACCGGCAGAGACGAGGUUCGAUGCGGCUGCCAUGGACGGUCUGCCGACGCGAGAGGAGUGCGUGAGGUGGUAUGGGGAGGUGGCGGGCUGGGACCCAACUCGGGAGCUGGCAUGGGGAGAUGCCUUCCAUGCCUUUCGGGGAUCGAUCAUCAUGCAAGGGAUUGCGGCUCGGUAUGCGUUGAGGCAGGCGAGCAGUGCGAGGGCGAGGGAGUAUGCCAGUCUGAUGGCCCCGUUCGCGCGUAAGGCAUGGGAGAAGGUCCUCGACCUGCAGCCUCCGAGCCGACUAUAA